AAUUCCUAAUUUCUAGAGAAAGAAAAAAACAAAAGUAAGGCAUAGUGAAGCUCUUCUCUUCUCUUCAUGUAUGUGGCGCCAAAUGGCCCAGCCUCCAGUAAACGAUAACGUUAACAGCAAGCAUAUAUAUAUAUGUAUGUAUGUAUACACACACACACACACACACACACACAUAUAUAACGAUUGAUGGAUAGGAUAAUGAAUAAUCCAAUUUUACACAAUCAAAUGGCUCUCUUUUUCUUCUGCAACUCCCCUUCGAUUUUCAAAUCCCCAAAUCUCACCGGAUGCUCUUCCCUUUUCCCCAAGAAAUCCUCUUCCAAUUCUUCUUGCUUCUUUGUUCGUUCUAUCUCGAGUUCUAACGAAAAUGGCGACGCGAAAGAAUCCAACAGACGAGAGAAGAAGACGCUCUCGGACCAGUCGUCUUGGGAGGCCAAGGACUCCGAGGGGAAUGACUAUCUGUAUAGGCUGGGCAAAGAGGCCGAUAACAUGAACAUUGCCGUCGGUGCUAGGGCCGGCGUCAUUGAUGACCUCUUCGCCGGCAACUUCCUCGGAAGGGACUCGGAUAUUGUGUUCGAUUACCGUCAGAAGGUGACCAGGUCGUUUGAGUACCUUCAAGGCGAUUAUUACAUUGCUCCUGCUUUCAUGGACAAAGUUGUUUGCCACAUUGUGAAGAACUACAUUGCACAUCUUCUCAAUACCAAAGUUCCUUUAAUUCUAGGUAUUUGGGGAGGAAAAGGACAAGGGAAAUCCUUUCAGACUGAACUUAUUUUCCGGGCCAUGGGAAUUGAACCAGUUAUAAUGUCUGCUGGGGAAUUGGAAUCAGAAAGAGCUGGAGAACCAGGAAAAUUGAUACGUGAGCGGUACAGAACUGCUUCGGAAGUGGUUCAGAACCAAGGGAAAAUGAGCUGUUUGAUGAUCAAUGAUAUUGAUGCUGGCCUUGGUAGAUUUGGAAAUACUCAAAUGACAGUCAACAAUCAAAUUGUUGUUGGCACUUUGAUGAAUUUGUCUGAUAACCCUACAAGAGUUAGUAUUGGUCAAGACUGGAGGGAAUCAGAUGUUACAAACAGAAUUCCUGUAAUUUUUACUGGGAAUGAUUUUUCUACACUCUAUGCUCCCCUAAUUCGUGAUGGAAGGAUGGAGAAGUUUUACUGGAUGUAUGAGAAAGAUGGCAUAUCAAGGAAUGAGGUCGAAAGCAUAGUGAACACAUUUCCUAACCAAGCCCUGGAUUUUUAUGGAGCUCUUAGGUCCCGUACAUAUGACAGGUCAAUCUCAAAGUGGAUUGAUGAUAUUGGAGGAGUGGAAAAUCUUGGAAAUACACUUCUCAAGCGAAGAAAGGAUGAAAAUGUUCCUGAGUUUGUUCCCCCAAAGCAAACGGUGGAAGCUUUACUUGAAUCAGGGAAUUCUCUAAUCAGAGAACAAAAGCUGAUAAUGGAGACUAAACUUUCAAAGGAAUACAUGAAAAACAUUGAUGACUAGCAAGUACCUUUGACAACAGUGUCGUCAGAAUUGGUAUGUUACCCGAGUUUAGGUUUUGGUGUGUAUUAUACUUCCCCAGUGGUAACCAAUAAUACCGCAUGAAAAUUAAUGUUAGCGCUCUAAAUUCAUGAAAUGUCUGAGCCAGUUCACAAGCAUUUACUUAUUUUUGCUGGCAAGUAUCAAACAAGAUUAAAUUAUUGUUAAAUGCCAUACAAACAGUCCAAAUUUCCCCUUUGAUCAGGAGUAUCUGUAUAUGC
Molecule: messenger RNA, 1733 nt
Organism: Diospyros lotus (date-plum)
Lineage: Eukaryota; Viridiplantae; Streptophyta; Magnoliopsida; Ericales; Ebenaceae
Product: ribulose bisphosphate carboxylase/oxygenase activase, chloroplastic
Exons: 12
Coding region: 187-1476 (429 amino acids)
Molecular function (GO): ATP binding; ATP hydrolysis activity
Source: RefSeq, a predicted model, not a curated record